Molecule: messenger RNA, 252 nt
Organism: Prunus armeniaca (apricot)
Lineage: Eukaryota; Viridiplantae; Streptophyta; Magnoliopsida; Rosales; Rosaceae
Source: the annotation of a GenBank genome assembly
AUGCAAGGCAGCGCCGGCAGCUUUGUCGCAUGUUCUGAGAAGAGGAUGAGUAGGAGGCAGCACUGCCGGAAGGUGCAGGGCAGUGCCGGCAGCUAUGUCACAUGUUCUGAGAGGAGGAUGAGUAGGAGGCAGCACUGCUGGAAGGUGCAGGGCAGUGCCGGCAGCGAUGUUGGAUAUUCGAGAAGAGGAGAAGUAGAAGGCAGCACGCUGGAAGAUGCAAGGCAGCGCCGACAGCUAUGUCGCAUGUUCUGA